AUGAGCUCCAGAGGUCACAGCACGCUCCCAUGGACUCUCAUGGCUCCUUGGAUGAUUUCCAAGGGAGACAUAGGAAGCAUUGCUCAGAUCACCUCCUCUCUCUUCUUGGGCAGAAGCAGUGUGGCCUCCAACCAGCACCUCCUCCAGGCCCAGGGCAUCACCUGCAUCAUUAAUGCUACCAUUGAGAUCCCCAACUACAACUGGCCCCAGCUUGAAUAUGUUAAAGUGCCUCUGGCUAAUAUUCCUCAUGAUCCCAUUAGAUUGUACUUUGACACUGUGGCUGACAAGAUCCACAGUGUGAGCAAGAAACAUGGAGCAACCUUGGUGCACUGUGCUGCGGGAGUGAGCCACUCGGCCACCCUCUGCAUUGCGUACCUGAUGAAAUUCCACAAUGUGUGUCUAUUGGAGGCGUACAAGUGGGUGAAAGCCCGGAGGCCUGUCAUCAGGCCCAAUGUGGGCUUCUGGAAGCAGCUGAUAGACUACGAGAACCAGCUUUUUGGAAAGUCGACCAUGCAGAUGAUAGAGACACCCUAUGGUGUCUUUCCAGACAUCUAUGAGUCCCGACACCUGAUGCCUUACUGGGGGAUUUAG
Molecule: messenger RNA, 591 nt
Organism: Chionomys nivalis (European snow vole)
Lineage: Eukaryota; Metazoa; Chordata; Mammalia; Rodentia; Cricetidae
Product: dual specificity protein phosphatase 14-like
Exons: 1
Coding region: 1-591 (196 amino acids)
Biological process (GO): protein dephosphorylation
Cellular component (GO): cytoplasm
Molecular function (GO): MAP kinase tyrosine/serine/threonine phosphatase activity
Source: RefSeq, a predicted model, not a curated record